UCCACUUGUGGGCACUAGCCUUGCCCGGAUUCGUUAGUACUUAGUGACCGGUGUCUAUGAGGGUGAUCGCUUGCGCACGAUCUGAAUCAGGCUCGUUCGCUGCUCCCUCAGUCCGUGAGAUUGAUGCGCCUAAUGUUCUGCGCGCGUUUAUCGGUCAUGACUUGAUUGAACUGUCCGAACGAGAAAAUUCAUCGUCACCGAGAGAAAGCUUUGUUUGUGUCAUCUUCAGUGAAGACAUCUUAUCAACAAAGAAGUAGCGAACAGAGUUUUCUUUUUCUUAUUAAAAACUUUUUACAGACAGUCAUGCUUAAGAUGAACGGAGGCCAAAUGUGGGAGGCCCUGUUUGACGUUGUUUGAUAACACUGGUCUGAGCCAUGGCAUUCAUCAGCAAGUUGGGGAACAUUCUAAAGCAGACUGUGAGCAAGCAUGCCAACUUUGACUCAUCUGCUCAUUGUCCAUCUAUGUACCAGGCUAUUAGGUGCAUGUCCUCAAAGCUUUUCAUUGGAGGUCUUUCAUAUGGCACCGAUGACAUGAGUCUCAGAGAAGCUUUUGCAGGAUAUGGGGAGAUAAUUGAAGCUAGAGUAAUCAUGGACCGUGAGACUGGAAGGUCUAGAGGUUUCGGGUUUGUUAGUUUUGCUUCUAGCGAUGAAGCCUCCAAUGCGAUCCAGAGCAUGGACGGACAGGAUCUUCAUGGCCGAAGGAUAAGAGUGAAUUAUGCUGUAGAGAAAUCUCGCGGAGGAUUCGGUGGUCCUGGCUUUCGACAAGGUGGCGGUGAAUUUGGUAACGCAGGUAAUUUCGGUGCUGGAGGUUAUGGAGGAGGCGGCGGGUAUGGUUAUGGACAAGGAGGGGCCAGCUACAAUGCCAGAACUGGUGGAUAUGGCGGUCGCAGUAGUUAUGGGGGUGGCAGCAAUUUCGACAGUGGAAACAGCGGUGAUCUUGGUGUUGACAGUAGGGGAGACUUCAGUGUUUCUGGUGGUGCCGAUGGUGGUGACUUCUCUCCCAGUGAUAAUGCUGGGGCAGAAACAUUGGGAGACAAUCCUAAGGGCGAUGACAAUGAACCCGAUAAUUAUGCCAACACCAGGGUCUGAUCAAAAGCCAUAUCUUGUCGGCUAAUCUCAAUGAAGUAAAUAGCCAAGGGACAGAGGAUGAGUCAGAGUUUAAAGCUCAAAAUGUGUUCUUUGUUCUCUUGCUUUUGUGUUCUUCCCUUUUUUCUUGAAGACAAUGAUGGUUAUAACUCUGCCAUGGCCUGUUGUUAAUGUCACCUCUCAUGUCCGUCGAAUAAUGUAAAAAAGAUUGUUUGCUCGGGGAAUUGUACUCUCAACUGAACAUGUAAAAAUCAAGAUAUUAGCCCCUUUCACCCUUUUGGGGACCUAAUCUCCAUUCUUUUAGAUACUGGUGGGGACAGAUCAUGUUUUGCUAGGAUGAUAUGUAAUCGAGCAUGGUGGUUACAGUGCU
Messenger RNA from Eucalyptus grandis, 1455 nucleotides. RefSeq names its product glycine-rich RNA-binding protein 4, mitochondrial. Bases 375 to 1088 code for a protein of 237 amino acids. The record is from RefSeq and is a predicted model, not a curated record. Lineage: Eukaryota; Viridiplantae; Streptophyta; Magnoliopsida; Myrtales; Myrtaceae. The transcript has 5 exons. Gene Ontology annotation, molecular function: RNA binding.